AUUCCAAAAAUAACAACAAACCAUCUCACUUAAACCCCAAAUAAUAAAAAUAAAAAUAUCGUCUUUACUCUUUAUCCCUCCUCACUCGCACACUGAAACCCUAGCUAUCUACACCGCCGCGUGCUCUCUCUUCCAAGCAAACAGCGCUGCCGCAGGAGAGGUUUUCGACUCGUUUGAGAAGUAACCAGUUGAAGCAGAGGAAGAGUCAAGAUGGCGCGGAAAGGUUUGAUGGAACAAGAUUUAAGUAAACUGGACGUGACAACGUUGCAUCCACUCUCUCCUGAAGUUAUAUCGCGGCAGGCAACCAUUAAUAUAGGUACUAUUGGUCAUGUGGCACAUGGGAAGUCUACUGUCGUCAAAGCAAUUUCCGGUGUUCAGACGGUUCGUUUUAAAAAUGAGUUGGAGCGUAAUAUUACAAUAAAGCUUGGAUAUGCAAACGCAAAGAUAUACAAGUGUGAAGAUGAGCGGUGCCCUCGGCCUAAGUGCUACAAGGCAUAUGGAAGUGGAAAGGAAGAUAAUCCUAUGUGUGAUGUAGAAGGGUUUCAAAACUGCAGGAUGAAUUUGCUGAGACAUGUCUCUUUUGUUGAUUGCCCGGGUCAUGACAUUCUUAUGGCUACAAUGCUUAAUGGAGCAGCAAUUAUGGAUGGUGCAUUGCUGCUCAUAGCUGCAAAUGAGAGCUGCCCCCAACCACAGACUUCUGAACAUCUUGCUGCUGUUGAAAUUAUGCGUCUCCAACAUAUUAUAAUUCUUCAAAAUAAAGUGGAUCUUAUUCAGGAAAAUGCAGCCAUCAACCAGCACGAGGCUAUUCAGAAAUUUAUUCAGGGAACUGUUGCUGAUGGUGCACCAGUUGUGCCAAUUUCUGCUCAGCUAAAGUAUAACAUAGAUGUUGUGUGUGAGUAUAUUGUUAAAAAGAUCCCAAUUCCGGAGAGGAACUUUACCUCACCACCUAACAUGAUUGUUAUUCGAUCUUUUGAUGUCAACAAACCUGGAUACGAGGUUGAUGAGAUAAGAGGUGGUGUGGCUGGUGGAAGCAUCCUCAGGGGUGUUUUGAAGGUCAAUCAAUUUAUUGAGGUCCGUCCUGGGAUCAUUGUUAAGGACGAGGCUGGGAACAUGAAGUGCACCCCAAUAUAUACUAGAAUAGUGUCAUUAUAUGCCGAGCAGAAUGAGCUACAAUUUGCCGUGCCUGGAGGUCUAAUUGGUGUUGGCACAACCAUGGACCCCACUUUGACACGUGCUGAUAGACUUGUGGGUCAAGUUCUUGGUGAUGUUGGCUCACUCCCUGAAGUUUUUGGUGAGCUUGAGGUGAAUUUCUUUCUUUUGAGACGGCUUAUUGGUGUCAGGACAAAGGGCUCAGAGAAGCAGGGAAAGGUUUCGAAGCUGACCAAGGGAGAGAUUCUUAUGUUGAACAUUGGGUCCAUGUCAUCUGGUGCUCGAGUUCUUGCUGUGAAGAAUGAUUUGGCAAAACUACAACUUACUUCUCCAGUCUGCACCAGCAAGGGUGAGAAGAUCGCAUUGAGUCGCCGAGUGGAGAAGCACUGGCGUCUCAUUGGGUGGGGUAUGAUUCAAGCCGGAACCACCAUCGAAGUCCCACCUUGCCCCCUCUGAGUGUUUUUAAACAGGUAGACAGCUAGAGAAAAUCAGAGUGAAAACAGCAUAAGAAAGGCUUUUAUCUAAUAUGUGGGAAGGUAGGCAGUUGAAUGGAUCUUUUUUUUUUCCAGUGCAGAAGAAAAAACAUGAUCUGAAUGGCGCCUAUCAUUGUCCGUGUUCUGUUUUUUCCUUAAUAUUCCAAUUUUUUUGCACGAGUCUUGUUGAAUUAUAUUAUUCUGGCGGGUUCUCAAGGAGUAAAGAUGAAAAUACAAUGUUUAUCGAGAA
Messenger RNA from Populus trichocarpa (black cottonwood), 1872 nucleotides. RefSeq names its product eukaryotic translation initiation factor 2 subunit gamma. Gene Ontology annotation, cellular component: cytosol; eukaryotic translation initiation factor 2 complex. Bases 211 to 1605 code for a protein of 464 amino acids. The record is from RefSeq and is a predicted model, not a curated record. Gene Ontology annotation, biological process: positive regulation of translational fidelity; formation of translation preinitiation complex. NCBI's taxonomy places the organism in Eukaryota, Viridiplantae, Streptophyta, Magnoliopsida, Malpighiales, Salicaceae. Gene Ontology annotation, molecular function: translation initiation factor activity; tRNA binding; GTPase activity. The transcript is spliced from 9 exons.